AUGUUAUCAUUUAAGGACACUCUCCCUACCUGUCUAGGGGUCAUAAAACGUCGAGAAAAUAUGAAAUCGGCACUGCGCUUCAUUAAGUUCAAAGUGAGCGUGGAACAAUAUUUGGAAGGGCUGUUUUUGCACGUUAAAGUAGAUGGAACCGAAUGUUCAGAUGAGACGACUAGCACAAUUAAAGUCGAACAUCCCUAUUUCCCCCUUGAAGACGAAAAAUCGCAAUUUUCCAAGAUUUGUUACCGACUUCACUCUACACUAAUACUCUGUUUUGCCUACGGACAAGUGUCAAGCGAGUUUGCCAAUAUGGUGGUAGCGUUUGGAGACAUGGAAGCAAUGACGGCAGCUUCAUUCGUACUUUUGACAAAUUUGGUACAUCUGGUAAAACUUUAUUGUUUCAUAUUCCAAAGAACAAAAGUCCAGAACUUGAUUAACAGCAUUAACAGAGAAGAAUUUAAACCGAAAAAUAGUGACGACUGUAACAUAUUGUUGAAAGAUAUUAACCGCUCCAAACGCAUCACUAAAAGUUUUUGGCUCAUGUGUUUUAUGGUUUGCCUUCUAUUUGCAAUUUUCCCACUUUUGGAUAAAUCACAAAGUGAAGGUAUUAGAUUGCCUUUGGGUGGAUGGUACCCAUUUAACACCAACGAAUCUCCUGUGUUCCAAAUAGUUUAUGUGUACCAGAUUUUGGCUACUUACGUCAACGGAAUCAGAAAUAUUAGCAUUGACACUUUUAUUUCUGGAGUUAUAAUGGUGAUCUCUGGUCAGUUGAGUUUGCUUAACAAUGAGUUUCAAACGAUUAACGCAAAACAGCAAGAUUUUGGACACAAUCAAGUGGAAAUUAGAAAGCUUUUGUUGAGAAACGUGCUUCAUUAUAAAAGUAUCAUUACGUUUACCGACGACGUUACCACUCUCUUUUCAACGUGCUUGAUUAGCCAAUUCGUUGUCAGUGUUGUCAUAAUAUGCAUGACGAUGUUUCAGUUGAGUUUAGUUCCUGUUUUAAGUUUGCAGUUUUUGUCCAUGGCGAUGUAUCAAGCGUGUAUGCUUUUAGAAAUUUUUCUUUGGUGCUACUACGGUAACGAAGUCAUUUUAAAGAGCACGAAUCUUACAAUGUCAGCUUACAGGUGUGGAUGGGUUGAGUUUUCUAAAGAAUUUAAACAGGAUUUACUGUUUUUUAUGACUCGGACACAGUUUCCUCUAAAACUGUAUGCCGGUGGAUAUUUUACGUUAUCUCUGGAUACUUUCAUGGCGAUUUUGAAAUCUAGUUGGUCUUAUUUUGCGAUGCUCAACACAGUUCAUUCGAAGGAAAUAGUUUAG
Zophobas morio is the source of this 1314-nucleotide messenger RNA. Its product is annotated as odorant receptor 46a-like. NCBI's taxonomy places the organism in Eukaryota, Metazoa, Arthropoda, Insecta, Coleoptera, Tenebrionidae. The transcript has 6 exons. Gene Ontology annotation, molecular function: olfactory receptor activity; odorant binding. Gene Ontology annotation, biological process: detection of chemical stimulus involved in sensory perception of smell; sensory perception of smell. The coding region runs from base 1 to 1314 and encodes 437 amino acids. Gene Ontology annotation, cellular component: plasma membrane. The record is from RefSeq and is a predicted model, not a curated record.